Messenger RNA from Daucus carota subsp. sativus, 1388 nucleotides. Its product is annotated as probable indole-3-pyruvate monooxygenase YUCCA10. The transcript has 4 exons. The coding region runs from base 53 to 1189 and encodes 378 amino acids. The record is from RefSeq and is a predicted model, not a curated record. NCBI's taxonomy places the organism in Eukaryota, Viridiplantae, Streptophyta, Magnoliopsida, Apiales, Apiaceae. Gene Ontology annotation, molecular function: N,N-dimethylaniline monooxygenase activity; NADP binding; flavin adenine dinucleotide binding.
UUCAUCCUUUUUCAUGCACACAUCCAACUUUUGAAAUCUUUCACUCUCUCAAAUGGAGUUCAAAGAAGCUGUAAUCAUAGUUGGUGCGGGCCCUUCCGGGCUUGCAACAGCUGCAUGUCUGAAAACACAUUCAAUCCCUUACAUCAUUCUUGAACGAGAAGAUUGUUUUGCAUCUUUAUGGAAGCAAAAGGCCUAUGAUCGCCUCCAUCUUCAUCUAGCUAAGCAGUUUUGUCAGCUCCCUCAUAUGCCUUUUCCGAAAUCUUGUCCUACUUUUGUGCCAAGGAAGCAGUUCUUGCAAUACCUUGAUGACUAUGUCACACGUUUUGACAUCAAGCCUUUGUACAAGAGGCUUGUUGUGUCUGCAUUUUACGAUGAGAGCUCCAUGAAAUGGACUGUGGAGGUUACUAAUGGUGUCUCGGGCGAGGCUGAGAAGUAUUAUGGGAGGUUUUUGGUGGUUGCCACGGGCGAAACUUGUGAUCCUUAUGUACCUGAAUUUGAAGGGUUGAGUAAGUUCAAGGGUGAUGCUAUUCAUUCAACUCAAUACAAAUGUGGCGAGGCUUAUGAGAAUAAGCAUGUUUUAGUUGUUGGCUGUGGAAAUUCUGGCAUGGAGAUUGCUCUGGAUCUAGCCAACUAUGGUGCUAAGGUUUCAAUUGUUGUUCGACGCCCGGCUCAUGUUUUGUCAAGAGGGAUGGUGUAUUGGGGACUCAUACUAUUGAAGUACUUUCCUUAUUAUAUGGUGGACUCUUUGAUGCUCUUGCUUAGCAAGAUCAAGUAUGGAGAUUUAAGCAAGUUUGGGAUCCAUAGGCCAGAGAAAGGCCCCUUUGCAUUAAAAGUUAAGGAUGGGAAAUAUCCUAUUAUUGAUGUAGGGACAUGCAAGAAAAUCAAGUCUGGAGAAAUUCAGGUAUUGCCUGGACUCAGAAGCAUUGCUGAGAGUGAAAUCUUUUUUGAGGAUGGAAGAUCAGAUCCAUUUGACUCUAUCAUUUUCGCAACUGGUUUCACUAGGUCCACCAAGAUGUGGCUCAAGGGAGAUGAUUUUCUGUUGAAUGAGGAAGGUUUUCCGAAGCCGGGUUUUCCGAAUCACUGGAAAGGGGAGAAGGGAUUGUACUGUGUGGGAUUGGCAAGGAGGGGACUGUAUGGAGCUGCAAUGGAUGCUGAGAACAUAGCUAAUGAGAUCAAGAAGCUCUUCUGAAGUUUUAUUAGUUUUUAUCUAUGGUUUGAAAAGGAAUCUAAGUAAUAAAUAUUAUUGAAGACUUUUUGUUUUAGUAUUUAUUGGGAUCUGGAGAAAUAUUUGACUUGUUUCAGAAGUAUUUUGGGAAGAAUUGAUUAUAAUAUAUGGUGUUUUUAAAUUUGGGAUUCUAUUAUUUUUAAAUUUUGUGUUUUUAUUCUUC